Messenger RNA from Oncorhynchus nerka (sockeye salmon), 3869 nucleotides. Its product is annotated as RAC-gamma serine/threonine-protein kinase-like. Bases 592 to 2034 code for a protein of 480 amino acids. Gene Ontology annotation, cellular component: cytoplasm; nucleus. The record is from RefSeq and is a predicted model, not a curated record. The transcript has 14 exons. NCBI's taxonomy places the organism in Eukaryota, Metazoa, Chordata, Actinopteri, Salmoniformes, Salmonidae. Gene Ontology annotation, biological process: protein phosphorylation. Gene Ontology annotation, molecular function: ATP binding; protein serine/threonine kinase activity.
GACGUCACGAGAUUUCCUUAGACCAAGCGGCAGCUGCUGAAGCUAGUCACAGAGCCGGGAGGACUGUCGCAGCAAUUUCUGUCUACAAAUGAUUAUUUUCGGAUAUUAUAAUUGGACGUAGCAUCAGCAGCAAUGGAUACAUCCCGUUUUUUUUUCCAUUUUUAUCACUGACUGACUGUUCUUUCCAAAUAUUUUGCUGCGUUGGGAAGCACGCAAGCGCUCGAAGGGGGGGUGUCCCUAGCUAUCAUUAUUCGACUUGCCAGGCUGAGUCACCGCUGGAGUGCCUUAAGAGAGAGAGCGAAGGAAGACGUGGAGAGAAAGGUAGUGUGAGAGAGAGACGGCUAGGGGAGUAAAGACAGAGAGUGAGAGGAAAACGAGUGGCGAGGAGGUAGCAGAAAGGAGAAGAGAGAGAGCCAAGGGAGUUGGGGAAAAAGAUGGAGUAAGGGAGAGAGAGAGACGACACACAGAGACGGAGUGAGGAGAGUGGGCGUGUGUCUGUGAGGAAGAGAAAGAGACAGCAAGGUCAGGACUGCUGAACCCCCCCACCCCCUUGGGUCUGAGCGCUGGGCUGACGGUCAAGGCGACGCCACUAUGAGUGACCAAAACGUUGUCAAGGAAGGCUGGGUUCAGAAGAGAGGUGAGUACAUAAAGAACUGGAGGCCGCGCUACUUCCUGCUGAAGACAGACGGAUCCUUCAUCGGCUACAAAGACAAACCCCAGGACGCAGACCUGGCCUAUCCCCUCAAUAACUUCUCUGUAGCAAAAUGUCAGCUGAUGAAGACAGAGCGGCCAAAGCCCAACACGUUCAUCAUCCGCUGUUUGCAGUGGACCACGGUUAUUGAGAGGACAUUCCACGUGGACACGCCCGAUGAGAGGGAUGAGUGGGCCGAGGCCAUCCAGAUGGUGGCCGACUCCCUGGCCAAGCAGGAGGAGGAGGGGAUCCUGUGCAGCCCCACGUCGCAGAUCGAGAAUGAGGUCAACGAGGAGGAGAUGGACACCUCCACCAGCCAACACAAACGGAAGACAAUGAAUGACUUUGACUAUCUGAAACUACUGGGAAAAGGCACUUUUGGGAAAGUAAUUCUGGUGAAGGAGAAGGCAAGCGGAACUUAUUACGCCAUGAAGAUCCUGAAGAAAGAAGUUAUCAUCGCCAAGGACGAAGUUGCUCACACCCUCACAGAAAGCAGAGUGUUGAAAAACACCCGGCAUCCAUUCCUAACAUCUCUGAAGUACUCCUUUCAGACCAAGGACCGGUUGUGCUUUGUCAUGGAGUAUGUGAACGGAGGAGAGCUGUUUUUCCAUUUGUCAAGAGAGCGAGUGUUUUCCGAGGACCGCACCCGAUUCUACGGAGCUGAGAUCGUCUCCGCUUUAGACUACCUUCACUCUGCCAAGAUAGUGUACCGCGAUCUGAAGCUGGAGAACUUGAUGCUGGAUAAAGACGGGCACGUCAAGAUCACGGACUUCGGCCUCUGCAAAGAGGGCAUCACCGACACGGCCACCAUGAAGACCUUCUGCGGCACGCCAGAGUACCUGGCUCCAGAGGUGCUGGAGGACAAUGACUACGGCCGGGCGGUGGACUGGUGGGGUCUGGGCGUGGUCAUGUAUGAGAUGAUGUGCGGUCGGCUGCCCUUCUACAACCAGGACCACGAGAAGCUGUUUGAGCUGAUCCUCAUGGAGGAGAUCAAGUUUCCGCGCACGCUCUCCUCCGACUCCAAGUCCCUGCUCUCCGGCCUGCUCAUCAAGGACCCCAACAAACGACUCGGUGGCGGUCCAGACGAUGCGAAGGAGAUAAUGCGCCACAGUUUCUUUGCGGCUAUAGACUGGCAAGACGUCUACGACAAAAAGUUGGUCCCCCCCUUCAUGCCACAGGUCUCGUCAGAGACAGACACCCGGUAUUUCGAUGAGGAGUUCACGGCACAGACGAUCACCAUCACUCCCCCGGAGAAAUACGAUGAAGACGGGAUGGGUGAGGGUGACAGCGAACGGAGGCCUCAUUUCCCACAAUUCUCGUAUUCGGCCAGCGGACGAGAGUGAAGGUCAUUGCCAGCCAGUAUUGCCCCGCCCCCCCCGCCGUGCGUCCGUUUCGAGGAAAACACGUAGCCAUUUUAGGAAAAGUCUCCCCUCUUUUCUCCUUCUCUGUAUUCGAGUGCAGACUGGGAGAAGUUGUCUUUUUAGGGACUGUAAAAGGGGUUUUGCACAGUGGGAUAGACUCAAGCUGGUCUCUCCACACAAAAAAAAGUAUCUUACAUUUUCAACGCUAUAUACUGCAGAAGGCAAUGUUUUUGUUAUUUAUUUUUAUCCGUCAAUAUUAGGUUGUCGACCUGUUACGUUCUUUGUCUUUUUAAAAUUUUAGUUUGAACUUUUUUGCACUUGGUUUGGAAGAGCCGUUCUAGGGAACAAAACCAAAAAUGUUGCCUUAUGUGUGCAGAUGUUUCGUAUCAUACAGACAGGGUUUAGGUCGGGGGGCUCGUGGUUCAUUCAAACAAUUAUUUUUCUCAUAUACAAUGCCAUGGUGGUGCACAUUCUCCAAUCCCAUGGCAACGAGAGUCACUAUCUGCUAAAAACAACAAAAAAGACAGAACUGACCGUUUCUUUCAUUCCAAUUUCAUUGUCAGUGUUAUUACUUUUCAUCCUUUUUGACCUUUUCAUUUUCUGCCAGAGAUUUCUACUUGGUUAUUGUUUGACAGAAACACUAAACUGCCAGAUACUGCACGGUUCACUCAGGCAACACAGAGCACAACCGCAUUCAACUCAGCUACCAGUUUAGCUUUACACACCCAUCAGGGAAAAGCUACUAUGAAUAUAUAUACAAGCCUUUUUUGCGUCUUUUUCCAGUCAUUUGAUUAAUAACUUAUUUUCAUAGCUAUAGAAAAAAUAGUGGUAUAGAUGUUUACACAAGGAAUGUGGCUUAUACAGGUCCACCUUAUGCUGUCAUAACACACAUGCUCACACACACACACACACUCUCUAACAUCAGAGCCAGCUCGGAGCUCUGCUGAUAUGGCUUGUGACAGACUAUGAAAUCUAUCUGUAUAAAAAAAGUAGAAUCUCCCCAUCAAUCUUCCCAAAGCGACAAGGUGGGCGGAAGGCAUCAAUAAUCACUAACCAUGUCGGGUCACAGAUCACGUGUAACUGAGCCAUGAAUAUACUUGUGUAUGAUGAUAUGAUGAGGACUGUGAGAAUGGAGAGAGAAAAGGAAAGCAGUUCCCCCACGUUUUUUGAUGUAAAUAUGCAAUGCCUUUUUUUGUUCUUAGUGGCAUCUUGGCCAGACAUGAACUUUUGUGUGUGACUGUACUUCAAGCUUGCAGAGGAGAACCAAGACCGGAGGAAAAAGGAAGACUGAGAAUGACGUUUUGGGUUAAAACAACGUAAACUACAACGUUGAAGACUGACUGGACGCUCCCAUUUUGUGACUGGUGUCAGCGUCGCCUCGACCUGUCUUUCCAGAUGAGGUUUCCAUGGAGACGAGAACCUUUUUCGCUGUUGGUCAAAUAAAUUGACACCCACUGUAAUGUUUUCUUUUACCCGUUCAAGUGGGACCAUGGUCAAUUCUGCAGUGAUAUGUGGUUACAUCAGGUCGUUAUCAUUCCCUUCCUUUUUUGUACCAUAGUACUAGAUUUAUUUAUGUUUGUGUCAUUCUAGGCAGUGUUACCCAGUCUUGUUCAGAGUCAAAAAGGCACCUCUCUUUAAGCCGCUGAAGGAUGAUAUUGUUGGAUGCAUUACUAAAGUCUGUUUUUUAUCCAAUUGUUUUUUGGAUUGUUUGCUUGUUUGUUUUCUUACCAAAACAUUAGGGCAAGAAACCAAUAGUGAACUUGCAAUGCCGUGGUAGUAUUUAUUUUGAAUUAAAUUAAAGAAUACAUUUCAGGGUU